AUGGCCGAGGGCGGCGGGGGCGCGCGGAGGAGGGCGCCGGCGCUGCUCGAGGCGGCCCGCGCGCGCUACGAGAGCCUGCACAUCUCGGACGACGUGUUCGGCGAGUCGGGCCCGGACAGCAGCGGGAACCCCUUCUACAGCACGUCGGCCGCCUCGCACUCCUCCUCGGCCGGCUCCUCGGACGACGAAGCCGAGCGCCCCGGCCCCGCGCGGGGCCCCGGCGUCCCCGCCGCCGCCGCGCAGGAGUCGGAGGAGGACGAGGCUGGCGCGGGCUGGAGCGCGACGCUGCGGGACCGCCCGGCCCCGCGCUUCGAGGGCACCGGCGGUCCCAUCCGGAAGAUGCCGCCCAGCGCCAGUGCUGUGGACUUCUUCCAGCUUUUCGUCCCUGACAACGCCCUCAAGAACAUGGUGGUGCAGACCAACCUGUACGCCAAGAAGUUCCAGGAGCGGUUCGGGAGCGACGGGGCCUGGGUGGAUGUGACGCUGCCAGAGAUGAAGGCGUUCCUGGGCUACGUGAUCUCCACCAGCACCUCCCACUGCGAGUCCGUCCUCAGCAUCUGGAGCGGCGGCUUCUACAGCAACCGCAGCCUCGCCCUGGUCAUGAGCCAGGCCCGCUUCGAGAAGAUCCUCAAGUACUUCCACGUCGUGGCCUUCCGCUCCAGCCAGACCACACACGGCCUCUACAAGGUCCAGCCCUUCCUGGACUCCCUGCAGAAUGGCUUUGACGCCGCCUUCAGGCCUUCCCAAACCCAGGUGCUACAUGAACCCCUGAUUGAUGAGGACCCUGUGUUCAUUGCCACGUGCACAGAGCGGGAGCUGCGGAAGAGGAAAAAGCGGAAAUUCAGCCUCUGGGUCCGGCAGUGCUCUUCCACUGGCUUCAUCAUCCAGAUUUACGUCCACCUGAAGGAAGGCGGGGGCCCUGAUGGGCUGGACGCGCUGAAGAAUAAGCCGCAACUGCACAGCAUGGUGGCCAGGAGCCUGUGCCGGACCGCGGCCGGGAAGAACUACAUCAUCUUCACGGGGCCCAGCAUCACCAGCCUGACCCUGUUUGAGGAGUUUGAAAAGCAAGGGAUCUACUGCUGCGGGCUGCUCAGCCCCAGGAAGAGUGACUGCACCGGCCUGCCGCCCUCCAUGCUGAGCAGCCCGGCCUUGCCGCCCGCCCGGGGCCAGCACAGCAUCCGGAUGAAGGGGAGCAUGUCCCUGAUCUGCUGGUACAACAAGGGCCACUUCCGCUUCCUGACCAACGCCUACUCGCCCAUGCAGCAAGGAGUGAUCAUCAAGAGGAGAAGUGGGGAGAUCCCCUGCCCCCUGGCCGUGGAGGCCUUCGCCGCCCACCUCAGCUACAUCUGCAAAUACGAUGACAAGUACAGCAAGUAUUUCAUUUCUCAUAAACCAAACAAGACCUGGCAACAGGUGUUCUGGUUUGCCAUCAGCAUUGCCAUCAAUAACGCCUACAUCCUGUACAAGAUGUCGGAGGCCUACCACGUGAAGAGGUACAGCCGGGCCCAGUUCGGGGAGAGACUCGUGCGAGAGCUGCUGGGCCUGGAGGACACCUCUCCGAGCCUCUGA
This is a messenger RNA of Mesoplodon densirostris (Blainville's beaked whale), 1569 nucleotides long. It is a transcript of the gene PGBD5, whose product is annotated as piggyBac transposable element derived 5. The record is from RefSeq and is a predicted model, not a curated record. The transcript has 7 exons. Bases 1 to 1569 code for a protein of 522 amino acids. Gene Ontology annotation, cellular component: nucleus. Gene Ontology annotation, molecular function: transposase activity. NCBI's taxonomy places the organism in Eukaryota, Metazoa, Chordata, Mammalia, Artiodactyla, Ziphiidae. Gene Ontology annotation, biological process: non-replicative DNA transposition.